GACAUGUACCUAAACAUCACAUUUCAUCAACAUGCUUAUUUACGCUUUCGCAUUGAUACCUCUUUACGUCCUAGUAUGGGUGCCUCUUUCUCAAGUAAUCUACGGUCGUCAAUCUGCUCUUCAUGAACCUCUUGAUUUGAACUCUUCAUUAAUUGCAAGUGAUGAACCCCUAUUCUGCCCAGAGGAUAGUUACAAGACGUAUAUCAUUAGUCGAGAACCACUCAUGAUAUAUAUUGACGGAUUUUUGAAAGCGAAUGAAAGUAAACAUUUGGUUGAUGUUAGUGAGCCGCUUUAUGAACCGUCAACUGUUUCUCACGGACAGGAAGUUACCAUUGAUCCUUCAGUUCGGAAUUCUGAAGUGGCGGUUUUAGAGAGGGAUGAGGUGGUCAGGUGUAUUGAGCAUAGAGCGAGGGCAUUUCAGGGGUGGAGGGGCGAGAUGGGGAUUGAGAAGUUGAGGACGCAGAGGUAUGGGGUUGGAGGACAUUAUGGGAUGCAUUUCGAUUGGAGCGGAGGUAAACGUGGCAUAGACCGAUUUAGUACUUUCAUGGUCUAUGUCGACGUAUCCUCUGAUAUCGAAGGUGGAGGAACGGAAUUCCCACGUAUCGUGGGACCAAAAGGAGGAAGGUGGGAGGACUUCCUGGAAACUACGGAAGCAUUGGAUCCAAGAACUGGAGAAAAUGUAACAGUAGAAGGGGUGACAUUCAAACCAAUCAAGGGAAAUGCCGUAUUCUGGGAAAAUACUGACAACAACGGGAGGGGCUAUGAUGAAACAUGGCACGCUGGUCUACCGGUGGAAAAAGGCUCGAAAGUAGGGUUGAAUAUUUGGAGUUAUGGGAGGACCAUUAGAUGAAGAUGCGGAGAGAAGAGUGAAUGAGAAAUAGCGCGCGUUGAAUACUGGUGUACAAGGCAUAACCGAAGUGGAGUGAAUAGAUCGGUACAUAUGGAUUUAGUAUAUUCCAUUAUGACUCAACCUUGAAGGUUACAAUUGUUGUAGGAAAUCAGAUACAACAAGUAAGCAAAUUUGCUAGAUGGAGAAAUCAUCUCGAGGUUCUCAGAAUAUCACGACGAAAAUCUUCCA
This is a messenger RNA of Botrytis cinerea B05.10, 1078 nucleotides long. RefSeq lists its product as hypothetical. Gene Ontology annotation, molecular function: iron ion binding; procollagen-proline 4-dioxygenase activity; L-ascorbic acid binding. The record is from RefSeq and is a predicted model, not a curated record. Lineage: Eukaryota; Fungi; Ascomycota; Leotiomycetes; Helotiales; Sclerotiniaceae. Gene Ontology annotation, cellular component: endoplasmic reticulum. The transcript is spliced from 3 exons. Gene Ontology annotation, biological process: peptidyl-proline hydroxylation to 4-hydroxy-L-proline. Bases 32 to 850 code for a protein of 272 amino acids.